Messenger RNA from Dipodomys spectabilis (banner-tailed kangaroo rat), 1713 nucleotides. RefSeq names its product spermatogenesis associated 16 (gene Spata16). Gene Ontology annotation, cellular component: Golgi apparatus. Gene Ontology annotation, molecular function: protein binding. The coding region runs from base 1 to 1713 and encodes 570 amino acids. Gene Ontology annotation, biological process: spermatogenesis. The transcript has 10 exons. The record is from RefSeq and is a predicted model, not a curated record. NCBI's taxonomy places the organism in Eukaryota, Metazoa, Chordata, Mammalia, Rodentia, Heteromyidae.
AUGAGCUCAGGAAGCAGUAGGAAUUUGGAAAACACACCCAAGAGAGUCCAUCGGGAUCCUCUUGUUCCCAAGUUAAACACAAGCAAGAAAAUGUCUACCUUAGCAAAUUCACCCAGCAGCCUGGAAGUGCCACCAGAGACUAAAAAAAGCUGUGGAGAUAAACAGACUGAAAUCCCAGCUGAAAGAAUAAAAAUGGCCAAGACGAUCAAGGAAAAGCAAAACAACGAUUUAGAGAAAGUGAGCUUUAAACGGAAGGCAGAAGGUGAAGAAAAGCCAGUGGCUAAGAAAGAGGCCAAGGGAACAGAAAUUGACAACCAGCUCCAUACCACACCUCUGCCUCAUAUCUCCUUAAAGACCAUAAUGGAUGUGGAAGCAAAGUUGGUCUACAUUGAUGAGGAGGAUGUGAGCUAUGAGUUUGUAAAGUCUUUCAUGUCCACCGAGGUUCAGCCAGCCUGCCGAGCUGCUGAAAUAGCAGACCCGCUGAGCGGACCUAAUUUCAGCUUCCUACCUCAGAUUGACAAAUGGCUUCAGGUGGCCCUCAAGGAUGCCAGCUCUUGCUAUAGACAAAAGAAGUACGCCAUGGCCGCGGGACAGUUCAGGACAGCGCUGGAGCUUUGCAGCAAAGGGGCUGCUCUAGGCAAACCCUUUGAAGCAUCUGCUGAAGAUAUAGCAAGCGUGGCAAGUUUCAUUGAGACAAAGCUUGUCACCUGCUAUCUACGAAUGAGGAAGCCCGACCUUGCCCUGAAUCACGCCCACAGGAGCAUUGUUUUAAACCCAGCCUAUUUCCGAAAUCAUCUUCGUCAAGCAACAGUAUUUAGAUGUCUGGAGAGAUAUUCAGAAGCUGCCCGGAGUGCCAUGGUGGCUGACUACAUGUUUUGGCUGGGUGGAGGAAGUGAGCGGUACGUAAGCAAGCUCAUCAAGCUGUAUUGGCAGGCCAUGAUUGAAGAAGCUAUCACCAGGGCUGAAUCCUUCUCAGUUAUGUAUACCCCAUUUGCAACAAAAAUAACAGCUGAUAAAAUAGAAAAAGUAAGAGAGGUUUUCACCAAAACUCACCCUGCCUAUGUGGAAUAUACCUACACAGAUCUCCAAGGGCUCCAUAUGCUGCCUCAGACCACUGACUGGUCAUCUUUUCCUCCUCAACAAUAUCUCUUGACUCUUGGGUUCAAAAACAAAGAUGAUGGAAAAUUUUUGGAAAAGAUGUCAAGUAGGAAGCUGCCAACAUUCACAGAACAUAAAACUCCUUUCUGUCUGCUGACCAGAGAAGACACAAUACGACACAUGGAGACAAUGGGAAAACGAAUCUUGCCAAUACUGGAUUUUAUCAGAAGCACCCAGUUAAAUGGGAGCUGCUGCGGGUGCCCCGGCGUGAUGGAGAAGCUGCAUUAUGCCAGCCUCCUGAGCCAGCUGCAGAGGGUAAAAGAGCAGUCCCAGGUGACGAACCAAGCCAUGGCGGAGCUAGCCACCAUUCCCUAUCUACAGGACAUCAGUCAACAGGAGGCAGACCUGCUGCAGUCACUAAUGGCGGACGCCAUGGAUACCCUUGAAGGAAAGAAGAGCGAUGAGGAGCGUGUCUGGAAUACAAUCCAAAAGGUUGGACGAAUUGAAGAUUUUCUCUACCAAUUAGAGGACAGUUUCUUAAAAACUAAAAAACUGAGAAAUGCUCGAAGACAAAAAACAAAACUGAAACGACUUCAAACCGCACAGCAAAACUAG